Molecule: messenger RNA, 1854 nt
Organism: Epinephelus moara (kelp grouper)
Lineage: Eukaryota; Metazoa; Chordata; Actinopteri; Perciformes; Serranidae
Product: cadherin-2-like
Exons: 10
Coding region: 1-1854 (617 amino acids)
Biological process (GO): homophilic cell-cell adhesion; calcium-dependent cell-cell adhesion; cell-cell junction assembly
Cellular component (GO): adherens junction; catenin complex; plasma membrane
Molecular function (GO): calcium ion binding; cadherin binding
Source: RefSeq, a predicted model, not a curated record
AUGGAGGUUGACAUAUCGAUUCUUGAUGCAAAUGACAACCCUCCAAAGUUUGAACGGGAAAUCUAUGUGGUCACCAUCUUUGAGUUAAUAUCACAAGGCGCUGCAAUAAUUACCAUUACGGCAAGCGAUGAUGACACUGAUGAGAGCAACAGAUUGUUUGAUUUAAAAAUAAUCUCAGUUACUCCUCGACCAUCUGAGACGGAGUUCUACUUAACCCAGGAAAUUCAUACUGGAACGAUUUCAUUUAAAGGGUGUCUGGACCGUCAGAAAGCAGAGAAAUACACCAUUAUAGUGGAGGCCCGGGACCGUGGAGAAAAAAAACAGCUCUCCAGCUCCUGCACCGUCAUAGUCAACAUAGAAGAUGGAAAUAACCACCUUCCUCAAAUCAUUGGACAAACAGGUCAAGGGAGAGUGAAAGAAAGAGAAGAGAGUGUUCUUGUUUCACGUCUGCAAGUUACAGACGAAGACAGCAAAGGUACACCGGCCUGGAGAGCUAAAUAUCAAAUCCAAGGAGACCCAAACAACAACUUCAAAAUCACUACUGAUCCUGAAACAAAUGAGGGACAACUGUAUGUGCAAAAGCAUCUGGACUAUAAAGACGGUCCUUUGAGGAACUUGACUAUCAGUGUGGAGAAUGAGAUCUCCUAUCAAACAUGCAAAGUGGUGAGUCGCAGCACCACUGGCCUUUGGCAAGUAGUAAUUGUUAGUGGUGAGACUGUGACAAAGAAAACACAUCUGUCCACCCGCCAAGUGUCCAUAAUUGUAGAGGAUGUCAAUGAGGCUCCAUACUUCGACACACCUAGCAAACAAAUUACGGUGGUCGAGAAUGUCAAGGUGGGCUGGCAUCUGUGGACAUUUACGGCGAAAGACCCUGACGUCACCAGUGGCAACAUAAUUGUAUACAGAAAAAGCUACGAUCCAGCUGGUUGGAUUACAGUGGACAUCAAGACUGGAAAAAUAACCACAACGAAGAUCAUAGACCGAGAGUCAUCCUAUGUGAAAAACAAUAUCUAUACAGUCACAAUAUGGGCUGUUGACAAUGGUCAACCUCCAAUGACAGGCACCGCAACCCUGAGCAUCCAUAUCACCGAUGAGAAUGACAAUCCUCCAUUCCCGCCUGUAAUAACAAUUGAUAUUUGCCAAUCUGAUGGACUCUCUCGGGCCAACAUCACAGCCAUGGACCCAGAUGAAGACCCUCAUGGUGGACCUUUCACCUUCAAGCUCCAGGGAAAUGUGAAGGGCAAGUGGAAGCUUGACCCUACACGAGGGCAUUCAAUCUACCUGGUAAAAGAGAAGACAGUUGAUUCUGGACAUUAUGAGCUGUUGCUGGAAGUAUUUGAUCUUCAAGGCAUAAGAACCGAACACAACCUGUCAGUUACUGUGUGUAAGUGCGUAGACCCAGCCAGGCCAAACUGUCACAUCCACAAAGCUGUGAUCGGAGGAGGAGCAAUCGGGAUCAUUGCUUUCGUCAUACUACUGCUUGCAGGUAUGCUACUUUUGGCUAUUCUGGUGUCUUGUAAGAGAGACGGUAGACCUGUACAGUUGCCAGACAGAGUUGAAGGUUCCGAACAACAUCUGAUGGUCUGUAACAUUGAGAGACCAGGAACCGACUGCAAGAUGCUGUACGCCCAGCAGGCACCAGGAGAGGAGCUGGGUGAUUAUGCUCCUCAUGUGUAUGCUGAGGAAGGAGACCCAGAGACCAACUUUGAGCUUGAUGCCAUCUCCAUCUCUGACACUCCCUUUGACCCAAACUUGGACCAGGACCUGGAUUACAGGUUCAAUACUCUGGCCUCAGUCUGCAUGCCAAGUGAAAGCCUGCUCACACUACAACAAGACUUAAGACAGCGACUCUGA